AUACCCACCCUUCUCCUCCUCAAACUAACAAUUAGUUCUUCCAUUCUCCCUUCCGUAGCCGUCUCAACCAUGCCUGAACUCCGACGUGGGUUCUCUGGAAACUAUGGUUAUUCAUCAGAUUCCGGCAUCCGGGCUCUGAGAACAGCUCAAAACUACCGGAAUUAUGGGUAUUCUGAUGGUGGUGGUAUUGAAUUUAGACCAAUCACAGAAGGAGAAGAUGAGUCUGGACCACCAUCACCAACACUAUGGAGCUCAAGCCCAUCAAGAAUUCCUGAAGCAGAGGCUUCACUUCUACACCACAGCAGCCUUUCUCCGGCAUCUCGAAAGAAUGCGAUCGCCAAAGGCAGAAAGGAGAUCAUGGAGAUGAUUCGAAACGUACCUGAAACUUCUUAUGAUCUCUCCUUGAGAGAUCUUGUGGAGAAGGCACAUGUUCAGAUUAGUACAGAUAAGAAAAGUAAUGAUCCAAAGAUGCAGAGUGAGAAGGGGAAAAGGAAGAAGAGUCAGGAAAGAAAUAAGAGGCAGAUGGGGAGAAGUGUAAGCAUGGAAACUGAACCUGUCUUGCUUAAGAUGUUCUUCCCAACUUCUUUGGGACUGAAAAAGAAGAGCUUGUCAAUGGAUACUGGUUCUAAAACCCCACCCAGAUCUCCAAAGUUGGAGCGACAAGAGAAAAGUAUAGAUAAAGAGUGGUGGAAAAAAAGAUACUCAUUUGCAGGGGAUAGUGAUACGGUUGUAAAAAGUAGCAAUAACAUUGGAAGCAUUGGUAGCAGUGGUAGCAGCAGCAGUGGAAGUAGCAGAAGAAGAAGCAAAAUUGGUCGCUUAGCUGAAUGCUGGUCUUGCUUCCAAAGCAAAGACAAAACCUUGUAACAGAAAGGCUCCCUCUUUUGAAUGGGUCACCAACCAGAAUGGUUUAUGUAAUUAUCUUCCUAAUAGUACUUACAACAGCAGAUCAGAGGUCUUCACUUGUCACUGUUUCAGUUAGUUUUCUUUAAUUAUCUCAGCCUCCUUUUCCCACUAUCUGGUGAGAGAUGAGUGGUGGUUUGACCAUUACAGAUGAUCUCGAUUUACAUCAUAAGUAUGGGUCAGCCUGCACAGUGGAGAGAUCUUAUAACCAUCAAGGUCUGAAGAAAAUGGAGAAACAUAAUUGGGGAUCAUGGAGCCUGAGAUUACUCAAAAUAUUGCAACUGCUAUUCCCUGUGAGAAGUCAAGACUCAAGAAUUUCCAGGAUUGGUCAACCUGAUUUAAGUAGUACCAAGAAGGCUUGAAAUUGAAAAGGAGUUCCCCGGAGCUGAUGGGAUCGACUAGUCAAUCUGAAUUUGUAGUUAUCAAUGGCAUCUCACCACAUUUUGAUCUCUUUUUCUUCCUUCCAUGGGAGCCUAUCCUUCUGAAUUUGUAAUAAUCAAGAAAAUGUUCAGGGGAAGAAAAUGUGGAAGCUUGUCUGUCUGCAACUAUUUCUUGAAAUCAGCCAAAGGGGAGACAGUUUUUAGGGACCACCACUACCAUGGCCAGCUUCAUAUCCAAAAAAAAAGAAGAAGGAUUAACUAGUGACAUGUAAUAGUACUUUAGUCUAUACUUUUUCAGUAUUAUUGAAUAAAAUCAGCUUAUAAAAGAGAGAAAAAGAAUGGAACA
Molecule: messenger RNA, 1626 nt
Organism: Macadamia integrifolia
Lineage: Eukaryota; Viridiplantae; Streptophyta; Magnoliopsida; Proteales; Proteaceae
Exons: 2
Coding region: 70-864 (264 amino acids)
Source: RefSeq, a predicted model, not a curated record